This is a messenger RNA of Erigeron canadensis, 2781 nucleotides long. Its product is annotated as glutamate receptor 1.2-like. Gene Ontology annotation, molecular function: glutamate-gated receptor activity. The coding region runs from base 151 to 2688 and encodes 845 amino acids. The transcript is spliced from 5 exons. NCBI's taxonomy places the organism in Eukaryota, Viridiplantae, Streptophyta, Magnoliopsida, Asterales, Asteraceae. The record is from RefSeq and is a predicted model, not a curated record. Gene Ontology annotation, cellular component: plasma membrane. Gene Ontology annotation, biological process: monoatomic ion transport.
GUUGACUUAAUUCACUGGAACAAAAAAACUUCUUGGCAGUUGUGUUGAUUACAUCCUUCUUAUACAAUGCACACCUAUUUCUCGUAUAAUUUUUAAGAUUUUAAAAUAUUAUACGUACGUAAACAACUUGGAGCUUCUUACGAUUCACUAAUGGACAUCACUAAAAGAAAGGGCAAAAUACUAUUAUUGUUCUUUAUGCUGAUUAUGCUUUGGUUUCAGAUGCCGUCACAAGCUCAAGAUGAUUUACCGUACAAGGAGAUCCCAGUGGGAGUGAUUCUAGAGAUGGAAUCAAUGAUUGGAAAGAGCGUUCAUAGCAGCAUCUCUAUGGCAGUAUCUGAUUUUUACAUGGCUAACAGUCACUACAAAACAAGGAUAGUUAUUCACAAUAGGGACAGCCAUGGAGAAUCACUGCAUGCUGUAUCUGCUGCUCUUGAUCUUCUGAAUAAAUCAAAAGUGCAAGCAAUCAUAGGCUCAGAGUCAACAGCCGAUACAAAGUUUCUUUCUGUAUUGGCGGAUGAAGCUAGAAUACCCAUCCUUUCACUCUCACCGGCUCCUUCUUCCAACAAGUACCGUUAUUUCCAGCAGAUUACACAAGAUGAAACCAUUCAGUUUAAAGCUAUUGCUGCUAUGGCAGAAUUGUUUAAAUGGAAGAAUGUUAUUCUUAUCUGUGAAAACACCGAAGAUGGCAGAGAUAUGGCUAGAUUUAUGACCAAUGCCUUUCAAGUAAAGAGCAUAUCAAUAACAUAUAUGAGCCUUAUUGAAAUAUCUGCUAGCAGUGACCUAGUCCACAAAGAGCUUCAGAAGCUUUUAACUAUGCAAACAAAAGUAUAUGUCACUCAUGUUUCACCUUCUCUUGCAUCCAACUUUUUCUUGAAUGCAAAGCGUCUAGGAAUGAUGGAUGCAGGCUUCAAAUGGAUCAUCACCAGCAAAACUAUGAACUUUUUGAGUUUCAUGGAUGGUGAAACCAUUGAUUCUAUACAAGGUGCAGUGGGUUUCAAAUCAUAUAUACCGCAAUCAAGAAACCUUGACAGAUUUAUUCUCCAAUGGAGGAAGGAAUAUCAUGCUAAGGAGAUCAAUAUUUAUGCUAUUCGGGCAUACGAUGCAGUUUUUAUGCUAGCAAUGGCUGUCGAGAGAACACAUUAUCUUAUUAACGAAAAGACUUUAGAAACAACUGACUCGGCUCAAUGGGGUACAGAACUUCUUAACCAGAUGUUAAGAAUCUCAUUUGAUGGUUUAGGCGGUACUUUUAAACUUAUGAACGGGGUCGUUGCUGUAGAAGGUAUAGAAAUAAUUAAUGUGUGGGGUAAAGAAGAACGAAAGGUUGGCUUUUGGACAUCAAAUGCUGCUUUCACCAAAAUGAUUGAUAAGCUGAAUUCUUUUACUGAUGAUGGCCUAAAAGGCAUCGUGUGGCCAGGAGGUAUGGCGACUAAACCCGAACGUAGAAUGCUGCAAGUGGGUAGCAGACUAAGAAUUGGCAUUCCUGUGAAAUCUAGGAUAGGGAGAUUAUUCGAAGUGAGUUCUGAUGCUCAACACGGAACGAUGGUUACAGGGUUUUGUGCUGAUGUGUUCAUGGCCUCCUUGAAUUCAUUAAACCGCAGUCUACCCUUUGAAUUCAUUCCUUUUAAGAGUAACGCUGAAGUUGGGACUGUAAAUUACAAUGAUUUAUUAGAUCUAGUCCAUGAUGGGGUAUUUGAUGCUGCCAUUGGGGAUAUUACAAUCACGGCCAACAGAUCAAAUUAUGUUGACUUUACAGUGCCAUACACCGAACCUGGGCUUGCAAUAGUUUAUAAAAAUGCCGAUGCAAGCAUGUGGAUCUUUAUGGAACCACUUGGUUCAGACCUUUGGUUUGCAUCUGCUGGCUUCUUUGUUUUACUGGGAUUUGUCAUUUGGGUUCUUGAACACCGGACAAAUGAAGAAUUUCAGGGUUCACCACUACAACAAAUCGGAACGACAUUCUGGUUUGCCUUUUCAACCAUGGUUUAUGCUCAUAGACAGACGCUACAGAGUAACUUGUCAAGAUUCGUAGUCACAGUGUGGUUGUUCGUAGUGCUGGUGCUCGUUUCAAGCUACACCGCAACAUUGAGUUCAUUAUUAACUGUUGAACAAUUCGAAUUAGCAUCACAGAGAGGGUCAAUUGGAUACCAAUAUGGUUCUCCUGUUCGGAGACUCAUCAUUGAAAACUUGAAUUUUAGAGACACUAGGUUAAAGCCAUAUUCAACGCUCUGGGAAUUUGCGGAUGCUUUGACUCGUGGGAGUAAGAAAGACGGCGUUGAUGCCAUUGUUGAUGAAAUUCCUUACAUAAAGGAAUUUCUCGCAAACUAUCCUGAUGGAUACUCCAUGGUCUUGUCUGAUCAAAUCACUAACGGUUUUGGCUUUGCAUUCCCACAAGGUUCACCCUUAGCCCCCGAGAUCUCUAAACAGAUUGUCAAACUACGAGAAGAUGGUAGCUUAAAAGCAUUGGAGAAUAUGUGGCUCAAGCAAGGAUCUCCACCAGUGCAGAAAGUUCUAAACUUCAAAGGGUUGCGUGGUCUAUUUCUUAUCAGCGGGCUCUCGAUGGCAGCUGCCCUUUUCCUAUUCAUGCUUUAUUACAUUUAUGAAAAAGGGAGUUUUCCUUAUGCAAUGCUGGCAGGAGGAAAGUUAGCAUCCAUCAUGAUGUUGAUAAAUGCUAAAACGGCUAAUCCAGAAUGACCAGAAUAAGUACGACUUUGUCACUAUUAGAUAACAAUUUUUAUAAAAUAAGGACUUAGAGUGUUAAUUAUUAAAAUAAAGGUUUAGAGUGUA